Molecule: messenger RNA, 1374 nt
Organism: Phytophthora infestans T30-4
Lineage: Eukaryota; Oomycota; Peronosporomycetes; Peronosporales; Peronosporaceae
Exons: 4
Coding region: 27-1370 (447 amino acids)
Source: RefSeq, a predicted model, not a curated record
CGACAUUAUCGAGCUCCCAUUGUAGCAUGACGCGCAGACGCCCCAAGACCACGACGCACGUCCAUCGUGUCACCAAGACGACUGGUACUAAGUCGGGCCUGCUGCAGCACCGCAAUCGUCUACUGCGGCGCUCGUCGAUCUCCAUGCUCGCGCGCAAGAAUCGCAACGACGACGAGAGUGACUAUACACGCGCGAUCAGCAGAUUCGUACCCAGAGCAGAGCGGGGAUCAGCUGCACAGGCGAUCUCGACGGGCUCCACCAGCAGCAAUAACAGUGUGACGAUGCUAAGCCCCAAAAGUUACACGCGCGUGGAGCUCAUCAAUUUCUGGAGGGAACUAUCGCUUGUGGCUAAGCGGCGACUGCUGCGGAUCCGCCGCGAUACAUUCUUGUCGUCGCUUGACGAGUUCCUCGUUAGCUUUAACAUGUGCUGCGAGUGCCACGACAAUGUAAUUGCAGAGUGGGAAGACCACGAACGGAAGCGCUCGGGUAGCCGCUCCAAGCUGGACGCUUUCAGUGAUCUGGUGCUCGAAGAGGAGGAACUGGUGUUUAGGUCUGAGCUGGAGCGGGAAGGACGACGGGGCGCAGACGGCAAGGGUGGCAUGCUGUCAGACGAGUAUUUGGCCGCGUUGGAAGUCGGCAAGCGGCAGGAAGACGAGCUGCUACGGCUUAUCCAGAAAGAGGAACGCUAUAUCAUUAUUCGGGAGGAUCACACGGACUUUAUCGAAGAUAUGAUCCGCUGUGGCAUACCGAUCAGCGACGUGCAACCGCUCCCACCCGGCUUUGACGACGACGAAAGCGAAAACAGCGAAGAGGACGACGAAGUUGAUGUCGAUGACACAUGCCCCGGCGCGAACACUUCAUAUUGGGCCCAGGAGUAUCUGCUGGAUGUACUCGGCAUCACGUUCAGCCAACAGCUGGAAGCCGCAUACCAAGAGGCACUGCAACACUCGCUCGCUAUUCAGGCUGAACUGCUACGAGAUGAGCUUGCAGACCUUCAGGCAAGUCAGAAACCCUCCAGUACCAGCCGGAAGAAGAAAAGCAAAAAGGAGAAGAAGCGCCGUAAAAAAGAAGCCGCAGCUCAGAAGGCGACAGAGAAUGUGAAUCCUCGAGAUACAAACACUCAGUCGCACAUGUCGAAGCGCAACGCUGCCGCAUCAGAGAAGCAGCAGUUUGCCUUAGCAUCGACAGACGGAAGCGCCGACUCGGUCAUGGAGGUGCGCGUCCCGGAGGAAGACGACAUCGACCGUGAGGUGGAGCAGUUCCGUCUGUUGCUGGAGAAGAUCAACGCCGAGAGCGCGCUCCGCUCCCGAAAGAAGCUGGUGCUGCCUCCAGGGUCCUUCGCCCACUUGACGUCUAUGACCGUCUCGUAAGAAC